CCUGCCCCUCCUCACACAAGGCUCCCACCCACAUUGACUCAGCCUAACCUAGCAAAAGAAAGGAGCUGAGAACCCUGCAUGUGUAGUCUUUAAACCCUGGCUGCCAAUGCAAUGGCAGUGGUCAGCCUCUCCGCCGUAUUUCAUCAGGUGAGUUGAGGUGGCCUGGGAGGACCUUGUUGCAUUGUCUCUAGCCCAUGAAGAGGAUGGAGAGGACCAUGGUCAGGGGACCACUGUAUAAUAUUGAUUUGGAGAGGAAGAAUGCCAAGCAAGCGGAAGCCAGACUCAACCUAAGAGUGCAGAGACUGGAGGACAUCUGUCUCUACCGCAUGAAAUCACUGGCCUGGGAGCAGAAACAGCUCCAGAAAGAACUGCAGAGGCUGCAGCAAGAGAUCCUCAAAAAAAGAUUCUCCUGUGAUUUUAAAACUGGAAUUCAGAAAAGGCUACAAGUCUCCACAUUCUUGCCUCAGGGAAGACAGAAGCACAGCAUCCCAGAGCCUAAAACUAGAGAUAUCUCCUUUUUUUUUACCCCCUUUCCCAGAGCAUUGGGGGCCAAUGUGACACAAGAAAUACACAAAACCAAGUGCCAGAUGAAAGACCCCUUGAGGGGCAAAGAACAGCAGCAAUCUCCAAGUGGCAUCAGUUCCUGCUUCACAGAAGAAGAGAAACCAUCAGCCAGGGAGGACCAUUCAGUAACUCUACCAGAGGGCAUAGACACCAACAAGGGCAUCUCUGAUCCAUGUCAAGAUCAAGAGGUUUCUGCAAAGCAAGACCAUGGCUCCAAUCCAGUUGGUGAUAGCCCAAUGCCGCAUACUGAGGAGACCAGAUCCCUCAGUGCUGACCCAAAGCCAGGAAGGAAUGAUGGUAAACAAAAUCUCCAAGAGUCGAUGGAAUAUGCAGGAAGCUUCCAAGAUGAGUCCACAAACACAACCUACUUAGAGUUGUUUGCAAAAGCCAAAAAUGCUCACUAUCUCCGGCACAGGGUGCCCCCUGAGUCAGAGAGGUUGCUUAGCAUUCGGGAGAUCUUUGGCCAUGGAGAAUCUUCAUGGUCCUAAACAGGACUGGAUUAGUUGAGAAAACAGUUACAUCUAAAUCCCAACCUCUCUAGCUAUUAAUAUACUCCAACAAAAUUACAGACAAUCACUAAGGAAGUUGCUGGCUCAAAUAAACACAGUAUGAGUAUGUAAUGCAGAGAAAUAAAUAAACAGAAGUAGUGUGUGGCAAUUUUAAAUCCAUUGGGGUAUCUCACAUUGAGAGAAAUUUAAUUGAACAUGGCUAGAAUAUAAAAUUAAAAGGAGGGAUAAAUCUUUGGAAAAGAAAUUAAUUUGUAAACAUGGCU
Molecule: messenger RNA, 1336 nt
Organism: Perognathus longimembris pacificus (Pacific pocket mouse)
Lineage: Eukaryota; Metazoa; Chordata; Mammalia; Rodentia; Heteromyidae
Gene: Ccdc190
Product: coiled-coil domain containing 190
Exons: 4
Coding region: 195-1052 (285 amino acids)
Source: RefSeq, a predicted model, not a curated record